UAUAAAAUAUACACGCGGUAUGUAAUAAAAUCAAUUUGAACUUUGUGAAUGACCUUCAGCAGAAAAAAAAUCAUUAUGUAACGCCACAUCGUGUAUUACACGUGUAACAUGACAGACACGGACAUCGUGUAUUACACGUGUAACAUGACAGAUACGAACAUCGUGUAUUACACGUGUAACAUGACAGACACUGGCAUCGUGUAUUACACAUGUAACAUGACAGACACGGACAUCGUGUAUUACACGUGUAACAUGACAGACACGGACAUCAUGUAUUACACGUGUAACAUGACAGACACGGACAUCGUGUAUUACACGUGUAACAUGACAGACACGAACAUCGUGUAUUACACGUGUAACAUGACAGACACGGACAUCGUGUAUUACACGUGUAACAUGACAGACACGGACAUCAUGUAUUACACGUGUAACAUGACAGACACGGACAUCGUGUAUUACACGUGUUACAUGACAAACUCGGACAUCAUGUAUUACACGUGUAACAUGACAGACACUGACAUCAUGUAUUACACGUGUAACAUGACAGACACGGACAUCGUGUAUUACACGUGUUACAUGACAGACACAGACAUAAUGUAUUACACGUGUAACAUGACAGACACGGACAUCGUAUAUUACACGUGUAACAUGACAGACACGGACAUCAUGUAUUACACGUGUAACAUGACAGACACGAACAUCGUGUAUUACACGUGUAACAUGACAGAUACGGACAUCAUUAUUACACGUGUAACAUGACAGACACAGACAUCGUGUAUUAAAAGUAACAGUAAUAUUCACACAUACUUUAGCUCACUCGCUCGGUCCAGGUUGUCUCCCCCAGGGUAUUGUUCAGAUAAAAUCGCAUGUGCUAUUCGACUAUUGAUACAAAUCAUGUCACAAAUCAAUAUUUUACUGAAACUGCAGGCUUAUCUGAUCUGAUCAUUUGUGAAUAGAGUUUAAACAAUAAAUCCUGAAUAAUACAAAAGAAACUCUCUUAUACUGCAACAAACUGAAUUUUAAUUCCGUGUAGUCAUGUUAGAGUUAUUCCCCUUCGGCUAAUCGACUAUUGUUCGAAUAUCCAUCGUUACGUACUUUAAAAUACCACAUGGUUAAAAGUUGACAUACAAUGUAAAACAAAAUACUCGUAUAGAACAUUUUGUCUACAUUAUGAUAUAUACUGUAUAUAACGUAAUUAUUUCGGGUUUUGAUUAACUUCUUUAUGAAAUACGUAAUAACAUCCACCUACUGUUUUUUUUAUCUUUCGAUGUAAUUAACCAGUUUUAUAUUCUUUCACACCAGUCGCACAAUAGAAAUAAAUAACGUAAGAGAAAAGUUACGUCAAUUUCGUUAUUGUUAUUUUACCUGUGAAUGUUGAUUUUACUCCUGACCCUGUCUACAUUGUGACUAUAUAUAGUGUUUACGCUCUAGUAGAUUUACACUAUUUCGCUCACAAAAGGUUCGCUCGAUGUUAAGGCUGGGUGCCUCGAGCCUAGCCAUUCACGGGUGUCCUUACCUGAUAUUUCUCGUUCGUGACGUUAGUCUAUGUACGAACUAUUUUUAUACAUGUCUUUAUGUGGGAAGUACAAUAGUAAAACCAUCGUCAGGUAGGCGUUCACAGUUUGAAUGUAAACACAUGUGUAAGCUGACUUAUAUAGGACGGGGUAGCCGUUUUAUAACGCUGAUUUCUGGAUAACAUAACUAUAAGAACCAUGACAAUGCUGAACACCGUCUGCAGAUUGUUUGUUACGUUAAUAACCUUUCAGAUCAAUCAAGCACGAGAAGGACCACCUAGAAUACUACCUCAGUCUCAACGUAGCUUCUACUAUUCAGCCGCCUCUAACUCAAGCAUCCUGUUAACAUGUCGAGCCGACGGGUCUACUCCUAUCAGAUUCGUUUGGGAGAAAAAUGGACUUCUAGUAAAAUUGAAAGAAUUCGGAACUGGUGGUGGUAUUUUUGACGUAAAUCAUGAAAUAUUUAAUCCAACUCCUAAUGACGAGGGAGAAUACAUCUGCUACGUCAGCAAUGAUUUUGGUGACUCUAUGACGGACCCAGCUCACCUCACAUAUGCAGUGUUGUAUGAUCACAACAAGGAGAAUGACGUUUAUGACGAAACACCAGUGGUUAACCGUCCGUAUACACUACCAUGUGAAAUUCCUCACAGCAUACCGGAACCGGAAGUAUAUUGGACGGAGGUCACAACUACUGGUGGUGGGACGUCACAGCAGCGUAUCAAAUAUGACGAAAGAAUUACAUCCGAUAUCCAUGGUAACCUGCACGUCCUUUACAUUUUGAAUAGCGACGCCGGAAGUUAUAGAUGUGUCAUCUAUAAUUCAUUACUCCAGAAAACAACGUAUGGUCCAAUCUUCAACAUCCAAGUCACAGGCGGCGUUGGUCAAUCCGAACCGGAACUUUUGUGGAACUCUAACGAGUUUCCAGUGGCAUUACACGGAAGUGACGUCAUGAUAAGAUGUAUCAUCGGAGGCAGACCAUUGCCUAAUAUCGUGUGGACGAAAGUUGACACGGGAGCCCCGGUGAGAACAGACCAGGUGACAGACUUCGGAAGAACUUUGGUGUUGAAUAAUGUACGUUUCAGUGACGCUAAACGGUAUGAGUGUAGCGUUCCCGGGACAUCUUUUACCAACGGCGUCGUUUUUGACCUAGUAGUGGAAAAGACUCCUUCCUGGAUCCGAAAACCAAGUCCAAUCCAAGCAUAUGUUGGGGAGGACAUUGUCUUUAACUGCAGCGCCUCUGGUAUACCUGAACCAACCAUAUCAUGGUACAUCGACGCCAUCGCAGUCGCAGAUGUUCAAGGCGAUAAUAAACCCUCACGGAUAGAGAAUACCCAACUAACGGGCUCAAGUUCCAGCCUUCUCCACUUCACCGCAACUUCGUCGUUUUCUCUGAUAUGCGAAGUAUACAACGCCCAUGGCUAUAUGUGGGAUUGGACCUACCUAUACGUUUCAGGAACACCUCAGCCUACACCUAGGCCAUCAACACAAGCUCCCACUACAGCCAAACCUGCCGCGAAGACUUCCAACUCUGCCGCAAUAGGUGGUUCUGUUGGAGGGAUCAUCGCUGUAGUGGUUGGCGUGGUCGUUGUCUACUGCGCCUGGUCUAGACGAAGGAGGAAUAGAGAACAACCUGAAGUCAAACCUAACGUCACAAUGGCCUACAGAAACCGUGGUUUUAAUAACACUGAACAGCCAAUGGCAUCAGGGGGCAAGGGGGAGUCCUACACUGGUCUUUCCGUUGCCCGGGAGAAGGCCCCACAAGGGAACGUGUAUGACGAGUUGGGCGGAGCAAGUAAUGCUAGCCCCAAAACAAACGAUGAGGCAGAAUACUGCUAUAUCAGCGACAGUGACAUCAUAGCGGCACAAAGGGCGUCUAAAAAUCCCAUUCCGUCAGUUCGAAAUAACAGGUCUACAGGCUCUGGAGAAUCAAAUUCGGUAUCCAAUCCAUUAUCGUCCUCUGUCGGAUAUAAUGCAUCUGGUGCUCCCUCUAGCGGUAAUAAAUUGAGUCACUUCCCUAGCGGUAAAUACUCGUCCCUUGAUGAUCCAGUUUACCGAGGUCAAACCGGAAAUACACAACCACCGUCAUCGGCCGUAGAGUAUGAGGAACCGAAAACAACUCAUGAGUACUUCGUGUUGGAACCAGAACAUAGCAAUUUGUAGGACAAAAAUCUGGUACAAAGAUAUUGACAUGGCAUGUCGUGAAAUUUACGAGCGUGGUAGGACAUAAGACUGGCAAUCUGAAUUCUAUGUGGUUCACUAAAUGUCUUAUUAGUACACGAAAGAAUGUUUAACUGUGCACAAUAGUUGAUUCAGUGCUUAUGACCAGAAUGGUCCAUUUGCAGUAUAUGUGUAGUGGGUUCAUGAAUGGAAAAAUACCUCUUUCCUGAGGCUUGUCCAAUCCUGAACAAUAUCGUCUCUUCAGAAGACCGGUGAAGUCACAGCGGACCGUCAGCACUGGGGAACGGGUCCGCUCAGUCCAAAGGCUCGCUAAAGUACUUAUUCACCGGAACUCACCAUGCGCUGCCUAUAGUGAAGUCAACAGCUGGAUAUCUGAUUCCGGAAUAAGUCUAUUCCCACAACACUCUUCCCCUUCUUCAGAAAUAAGGAUCCUCUUGUUAAGACAGGAAUUACAAAAAAGACUAUAAUAAAACAAGCUAUUUACAUAUACACACACGCCGACUGGAUCGUAGUUUUACUUGGAUACAUAAUCGGAGAGCCACGACGGAUUACAAACACUGUGUCACUUUGUUAUUGUUUAACGUGUAACGCGUUCUGGAUACUUGUUUGAUAGUCUCAGGCUUUUUUUUAGCAAACCUAGAUACUAUCACAUUAUAACACAUCAGCAAAUUGUCUUAGAUUAGAUUGUUUGAUGACAGCUUUUACGACGGAUAUACGACGGUUCCUGUGUGCUAACAAUACACAUGAUGUCUAACUUACAAAGAAAUUAAUGAAGAUGAUUUAUUCCUCAGUUCACAUAACAAAGUAUUAUCUGAUGUUUUAUAUAUAUAUUUGGACAGUUACUUGGUUCAGUUAUAUAUAUCAUACCUCAAUUAUAAUGAUUAUGAUAUAUAUAUUACAGCGUCAUUUUUCUAUGGUGCUGUUCACCCAGUGUGUGUCAUUUUACUAUCUAUUUCCAGUACUUUUACAAAACGCAAUAUACUGUAUAUAUUUGGAAUAUAUAUAAAUGCACAAAAUGGUGCUAUGCAUCUAUCAUGUAUAUAUAUUGCCUUAAAUGUGUUAGUUCUAUACCGUAUACAUUUGAAAUCCAUUCUGAUCAAUGUCUAUUUCAAAAACUGAAAUCCCUUCAAAGUUUUUUUAGUUAUGUUGUAUACUAUUGAAUACAUGUACUUUUCGAGCUUUGUGUUUUUAAUUUGAUGUUUUUAUUGUUAAUUUUUAAUUGUCAGAUUUCUAUGCAAUAUAUUAAAACCAUUACUUGAGCUGUCCCUAUUGUAGUCUACAUACUGUACCGUAUGUUAUAACCCUAUUCGAGUACUAACACGGUUUAUAAUGUUAACAUUUUCAUGACGUUCUUUGAAAUCCAAUAGUACGUUAUGUCCAUCAUACCUCUUCAUGACUAUCACACCCCCAUGGCAAGUAUACCUCCCCAUGACUAACAUACCUCCCGAUGACUUUUAGUGCCCAUGACUAUUGCACCUCCCCAUGACUAUCAUACCUCCCCGUGAUUAUUACACCUCUCGAUGACUAUUACACCUCCCCGUGACUAUUACACCUCCCCAUGACUAUUACACCUCUCGAUGACUAUUACACCUUCACAUGACUAUUACACCUCCACAUGACUAUUACACCUCCCCAUGACUAUUACACCUCCCCAUGACUAUCAUACCUCCCCAUGACUAUUACACCUCCCCAUGAUUAUAAUACCACCCCAUGAUUAUUACACCUCCCCAUGAUUAUCAUACCUCCCCAUGACUAUUACACCUCCCCAUGACUAUCAUACCUCCCCAUGACUAUUACACCUCCCAAUGACUAUUACACCUCCCCUUGACUAUUACACCUCCCCAUGACUAUCAUACCUCCCCAUGACUAUUACACCUCCUCAUGACUAUUAUGCCUCCCCAUCCAGAUUUGAAAUUUUCUUCGACCUAUUUACCUUUCUCAGUCGCCUCCAAAGUAUGGACACUUUGGGCACCCUAGAGGGUUGCGGUAUGAUGCAAUUUAUUUUUAUGAUAUUGUAUCUCACUCUCACUUUGUAUUGAUAGGUGCUAAUAUCUGAUUUAUCUGUCUUUUUACACAAACCUCUACGGGCAUUACAAUACUUAUUUUUGUAGAGUAGAACUCAAGUCGUUAAUCAUCCCACAUGUUUUCCUAUACAACCCGGCUCCAUAAACGAGAAUGUUGUCGAAAUAAUUUUGUGAUAGAAAUAAAUAUUUGUUUAUAUUUCAUACAUGUACAUACCACAAAUAAUGUUGCUGCUGCCAACGUGUACUCGAUAUUGUUCAUUAUAUAUGCUAUAGUCUGUCUCCUAUUUGAUUCGCCCACGUGUUUACCUAGACAGUUAGGGCGAACAAAGUUCAUACAAUAUGUACUUUAUAUUUUGUUAUCUAUACACUAGAUUACCAAACCAGCAGUUCAAACAAUUCUCAGUGUUUAUUUUGAAUUAAAAAUGGCACAGCAUUUUAGUAUGCCUGAUGCAUUUUGAAUUUAAUUGUCCAUCUGAAAAUAUUACACCAGUAAUAAUUCUUUUCAAAUAUGUAUUGUUAAACAAGUAUGUCUAUCUUAUAGACUGAGCAUUCAUUUUCAAAAGAAUAAAAUGCAAUAAAAAUGAAACAGUUCUGAUGUCUGUACUUCAAUAGUAACUACUUUGUAUAUAGAAUCACAAGACUGGGUAGAUAUCAGCAUCACAUUAUCUUGUAAGUUAAUAUAAUGUGUGAGAAUCUGAUGCUAUGUUAAUUAAUGUAAGGUGUGAGAAUCUGAUAGUAUGUUAAUUAAUGUAAGGUGAGAGAAUCUGAUGUUAUGUUAAUUAAUGUAAUGUUCAGAAUCUGAUGUUGUGUUAAUUAAUGUAAUGUUCAGAAUCUGAUGUUAUGUUAAUUAAUGUAAAUUGUGAGAAUCUGAUGUAAAUUAAUGCAAUGUGUGAGAAUCUGAUGUUAUGUUAAUUAAUGUAAUGUUAAGAAUCUGAUGUUAUGUUAAUUAAUGUAAAUUGUGAGAAUCUGAUGUAAAUUAAUGCAAUGUUUGAGAAUCUGAUGUUAUGUUGAUUAAUGUAAUGUUCAGAAUCUGAUGUUAUGUUAAUUAAUGUAAAUUGUGAGAAUCUGAUGUUAUGUUAAUUAAUGUAAUGUUCAGAAUCUGAUGUUAUGUUAAUUAAUGUAAAUUGUGAGAAUCUGAUGUAAAUUAAUGCAAUGUGUGAGAAUCUGAUGUUAUGUUAAUUAAUGUAAAUUGUGAGAAUCUGAUGUAAAUUAAUGCAAUGUGUGAGAAUCUGAUGUUAUGUUAAUCAAUGUAAGGUUCUGAAUCCGAUGUUAUGUAAACUAAUGUAAGGUUCAGAAUCUGAUGUUAUGUUAAUUAAUGUAAGAUGUGAGAAUCCUAUGCUAUGUUAAUUUUGGAAAGUUAUGAGAAUCUGAUACUCUGUAAAUAUGGAAAUUAAUGUAAGAUGUGAGAAUAUGAUUUUAUGUAAAUGAUGCUGCCGAAAUUUCUAUCACUGUCCUUUUUAUGGUUACAGUAAAAUCGUUGAUGGAAAUGAUAAAGGUUUUAAAAUUAUUACCUUAUUUUAUUUUUACAUUACCAAUUUGCUAGAUCAUCAUGGUAUAUUAUAAUUUAUAAAAUACUUGACUUUUUACUGUUCAUUGACAUUAACGAGUGCCAUUCUUGAGGAUGCUAUUUCUAACUUUUUUAUCAAUAAAAUUGAUAUAUGCACGC
Molecule: messenger RNA, 7382 nt
Organism: Pecten maximus
Lineage: Eukaryota; Metazoa; Mollusca; Bivalvia; Pectinida; Pectinidae
Product: hemicentin-2-like
Exons: 12
Coding region: 1713-3674 (653 amino acids)
Source: RefSeq, a predicted model, not a curated record